CUUCUCAUAUGCUCAAAUACUCGUUGCACAAAGAAAGUUUUCAUUUUUAUUCCAUUUUUCUCGGAAGCCAUGGAAGCUGCUAACGAGCCUGUUAAUGGCGGAUCCGUACAGAUCCGAACAGAGAACGAAAGACGAAAGCUUCCUAAUUUCUUACAAAGCGUCAACAUGAAAUACGUCAAGCUAGGUUAUCAUUAUCUCAUUACUCAUCUCUUCAAGCUCUGUUUGGUUCCAUUAAUGGCGGUUUUAGUCACCGAGAUCUCUCGAUUAACCACUGACGAUCUUUACCAGAUUUGGCUUCAUCUUCAAUACAAUCUCGUUGCUUUCAUCUUUCUCUCUGCUUUAGCCAUUUUUGGCUCCACCGUUUAUAUCAUGAGUCGUCCCAGAUCUGUUUAUCUUGUUGAUUACUCUUGUUAUCUUCCUCCAGAGAGUCUUCAGGUUAAGUAUCAGAAGUUUAUGGAUCAUUCUAAGUUAAUUGAAGAUUUCAAUGAGUCUUCUUUAGAGUUUCAGAGGAAGAUUCUUGAACGUUCUGGUUUAGGAGAAGAGACUUAUCUCCCUGAAGCUUUACAUUGUAUCCCUCCGCGUCCGACGAUGAUGGCGGCGCGUGAGGAAGCUGAGCAGGUAAUGUUCGGUGCUCUCGAUAAGCUUUUCGAGAACACCGAGAUUAACCCUAGGGAUAUUGGUGUGUUGGUUGUGAAUUGUAGCUUGUUUAAUCCUACACCUUCGUUAUCAGCUAUGAUUGUUAACAAGUAUAAGCUUAGAGGGAAUGUUAAGAGUUUUAAUCUUGGUGGAAUGGGGUGUAGUGCGGGUGUUAUCGCUAUCGAUUUAGCGAAAGAUAUGUUGCAAGUUCAUAGGAAUACUUAUGCUGUUGUGGUUAGUACUGAGAAUAUUACUCAGAAUUGGUAUUUUGGGAAUAAGAAGGCUAUGUUGAUCCCGAAUUGUUUGUUUCGGGUUGGUGGUUCGGCGAUUUUGUUGUCUAAUAAGGGGAAGGAUCGUAGACGGUCUAAGUAUAAGUUGGUUCAUACGGUUAGGACUCAUAAAGGAGCUGUUGAGAAGGCUUUCAAUUGUGUUUACCAAGAACAGGACGAUAAUGGGAAGACCGGGGUUUCGUUGUCGAAAGAUCUUAUGGCUAUAGCUGGGGAGGCUCUUAAGGCGAAUAUCACUACUUUGGGUCCUUUGGUUCUUCCUAUAAGCGAGCAGAUUCUGUUUUUCAUGACUUUGGUUACGAAGAAGCUGUUUAACGCUAAGCUGAAGCCGUAUAUCCCGGAUUUCAAGCUUGCGUUCGAUCAUUUCUGUAUCCAUGCUGGUGGUAGAGCUGUGAUUGAUGAGCUAGAGAAGAAUCUGCAGCUUUCUCAGACACAUGUCGAGGCAUCGAGAAUGACACUGCACAGAUUUGGAAACACUUCCUCGAGCUCGAUUUGGUAUGAACUGGCUUACAUAGAGGCUAAAGGUAGAAUGAAGAAAGGAAACCGGGUUUGGCAGAUUGCUUUUGGAAGUGGGUUUAAGUGUAACAGCGCGGUUUGGGUGGCUCUGCACAAUGUCAAGCCUUCGGUUAGUAGUCCGUGGGAACACUGUAUCGACCGAUAUCCGGUUAAGCUCGACUUCUGAUUUAAUCAAAAACCAUUUGUUUGGUGUCAAUUUGGUUAGUCCUAGUCUUACUAGACUCAGCCUUGUUUAUUGUUUUUAUGUUCCUUUUUUUCUGGUUAAGUUAUUGUACUCGUAAUGUGAUGCUUCUUGAUUAUUGCGCUUCUUGAUUAUUACGCUUCUUGAUUAUUACUCUCACGUUACAGUUGCGUAGAACUUUAUCCAUAUUAAAUGAUUCUUUGACAA
Arabidopsis arenosa is the source of this 1827-nucleotide messenger RNA. The record is from the annotation of a GenBank genome assembly. Lineage: Eukaryota; Viridiplantae; Streptophyta; Magnoliopsida; Brassicales; Brassicaceae.